Molecule: messenger RNA, 1023 nt
Organism: Symbiodinium sp. CCMP2592
Lineage: Eukaryota; Dinophyceae; Suessiales; Symbiodiniaceae
Source: the annotation of a GenBank genome assembly
AUGCGCUGGCAGGUUCUGCAAGCGCAGUUGCGUCUCACGCCAAACAGAAGCGAUGGCAGCAGGUCGAGGCUCGACCACGAUCACAUCUCUUUCAACUCGGCUAUUUCCGCCUGUGGCAGAGGGGGUGCCUGGAAGCAGUCAGCACACCUGUCCGCCAUGCUGCGGACAGAGGACCUAAGCCACGACGUGGUCACCUUCAACGCAGGAAUCUCUGCUUGUGAGAUCCAAGCCAAUUGGCCAAUGGCGCUUUCAAUCUUGCGUGAUGCUUGUAAUGGCGUGAAGCUGCACCUGGUGACUUUCGGUGCCAUGUUGACCACAGCCAGAAGAGCAGCUGCUUGGGAAGUAACACUUGCAGCUCUCCUCGAGAUGCGUCCCCGGUCGCUUUACCCGAAUGAGGUCUGUGGCAAUGCAGCUAUCGCUGCACUUCGAACCCAGUCUGCUAAGUGGGCAGAUGCCAGAUCGUUGAUGAUGGUAGAGCCUGGAGCCUCGUCGAGCAGCUUGGUGCUGAGCUCUCUUGUGGGUACAUGGCGCGAAGUCUUCCAACUCCUGUCGCAUUGGGGUGAUGGAUCACUGACGGUGCCGACUCUGAAUGCAGGAAUCACAGCCUGCCACAGAGGCAGUCGCUGGGAGCUGUCCUUAUGGAUACUCAGCAAGAUGUGCUCAUGUGGCCCGAGGCCCGAUGCAAUUACGUGUGCAUCCACCUUGGCCGGCUGUGAGAGGGGCCAGCGCUGGCAAUUUGUGGCGCAGCUGCUGCGUGCAUUCCGCCGGCGCUCCACACGGCUGGACUUGACGGUGCACCAGGCAGCUCUCAGCGCAGCUGCAAAAGGCCAUGCUUGGCGAUCUGCAACACAAGGAAUACACGAAGCCACGCAGGAAGGAUUUCCGCUUUCGGCGGCUGCGAUUAACACUGCUGCCUUUGCCUGUGAGAGUGGGAAGCGCUGGCGAUGGUCUGCAGAGCUCACUGGACAACUCAGGAUGAAUGCGGGUCUUUCUUUGUCAAACCGCCCAAGACGGAAUGUGUAG